AUGCAGCGUGGCCUUCCUGAGCGGCGUCAGAUCAAGGAUGUUGCCAAGGUCAUCGCCGUAUCCUCCGCGAAGGGCGGCGUAGGGAAGAGCACCAUCGCUGCGAACCUGGCCCUUUCAUUUGCGAGGCUGGGCCACCGCUCGGGAAUCCUGGACACAGACAUCUUUGGGCCGUCGAUACCCACGUUAUUCAACCUCAACGAGGAGCCUCGGCUCUCCGCAAAUAAUCAGCUGCUUCCCCUAUCGAACUAUGGGGUCAAGACCAUGUCGAUGGGCUACCUGGUCGGGGAGGACGCCCCUGUCGUGUGGCGCGGCAUGAUGGUCAUGAAGGCCUUGCAGCAGCUUCUUCACGAGGUUCACUGGGGCGGUCUGGAUGUGCUUGUCUUGGACUUGCCCCCAGGCACUGGUGACACGCAGUUGAGCAUCACGCAACAGAUCGUGCUGGAUGGCUCAGUAAUAGUGACAACACCGCACUCCCUCUCGGUGAAGGAUGCGGUCAAGGGCAUCAACAUGUUCAAGAAGGUCAACGUGCCCCUCCUCGGCCUCGUCAACAACAUGUCCCUCUUCACCUGCCCGGACUGUGGCGGCCACCACCACAUCUUCGGCUCCAGCGACGGCGUGCAAAAGGUGUGCACGGAGCACGACAUCGCGUUCCUCGGCGACAUCCCGCUGCACCAGAACAUCGGUAGCCACGCGCAGGAGGGCAAGCCGACCGUCGUGGCGGAGCCCGGGAGCGAGCGGGCUGAGGUGUUCCUGAGGAUCGCGAGGGAGCUGGGUGGGAAGAUUGGGCUCUAG
Molecule: messenger RNA, 792 nt
Organism: Diaporthe citri
Lineage: Eukaryota; Fungi; Ascomycota; Sordariomycetes; Diaporthales; Diaporthaceae
Exons: 3
Coding region: 1-792 (263 amino acids)
Biological process (GO): mitochondrial respiratory chain complex I assembly; iron-sulfur cluster assembly
Cellular component (GO): mitochondrion
Molecular function (GO): 4 iron, 4 sulfur cluster binding; ATP binding; ATP-dependent FeS chaperone activity
Source: RefSeq, a predicted model, not a curated record